UGAAUCUGUCUGUCAGUGUUCCUCCUCUCCAACCAGGUACCGGUGUGAAUCUGUCAGUGUUCCUCCUCUCCAAUCAGGUACCGGUGUGAAUCUGUCUGUCAGUGUUCCUCCUCUCCAAUCAGGUACCGGUGUGAAUCUGUCAGUGUUCCUCCUCUCCAAUCAGGUACCGGUAUGAAUCUGUCAGUGUUCCUCCUCUCCAACCAGGUACCGGUAUGAAUCUGUCAGUGUUCCUCCUCUCCAAUCAGGUACCGGUAUGAAUCUGUCUGUCAGUGUUCCUCCUCUCCAAUCAGGUACCGGUGUGAAUCUGUCAGUGUUCCUCCUCUCCAAUCAGGUACCGGUGUGAAUCUGUCUGUCAGUGUUCCUCCUCUCCAAUCAGGUACCGGUAUGAGUCUGUCAGUGUUCCUCCUCUCCAAUCAGGUACCGGUGUGAAUCUGUCAGUCAGUGUUCCUCCUCUCCAACCAGGUACCGGUGUGAAUCUGUCUGUCAGUGUUCCUCCUCUCCAACCAGGUACCGGUGUGAAUCUGUCAGUGUUCCUCCUCUCCAAUCAGGUACCGGUGUGAAUCUGUCAGUGUUCCUCCUCUCCAAUCAGGUACCGGUGUGAAUCUGUCAGUGUUCCUCCUCUCCAAUCAGGUACCGGUAUGAAUCUGUCAGUGUUCCUCCUCUCCAACCAGGUACCGGUAUGAAUCUGUCAGUGUUCCUCCUCUCCAAUCAGGUACCGGUAUGAAUCUGUCUGUCAGUGUUCCUCCUCUCCAAUCAGGUACCGGUGUGAAUCUGUCUGUCAGUGUUCCUCCUCUCCAAUCAGGUACCGGUAUGAAUCUGUCUGUCAGUGUUCCUCCUCUCCAAUCAGGUACCGGUGUGAAUCUGUCAGUCAGUGUUCCUCCUCUCCAAUCAGGUACCGGUAUGAAUCUGUCUGUCAGUGUUCCUCCUCUCCAACCAGGUACCGGUAUGAAUCUGUCUGUCAGUGUUCCUCCUCUCCAAUCAGGUACCGGUAUGAAUCUGUCUGUCAGUGUUCCUCCUCUCCAAUCAGGUACCGGUGUGAAUCUGUCAGUGUUCCUCCUCUCCAAUCAGGUACCGGUGUGAAUCUGUCUGUCAGUGUUCCUCCUCUCCAUUCAGGUACCGGUGUGAAUCUGUCUGUCAGUGUUCCUCCUCUCCAAUCAGGUACCGGUGUGAAUCUGUCAGUCAGUGUUCCUCCUCUCCAAUCAGGUACCGGUGUGAAUCUGUCUGUCAGUGUUCCUCCUCUCCAAUCAGGUACCGGUGUGAAUCUGUCUGUCAGUGUUCCUCCUCUCCAAUCAGGUACCGGUAUGAAUCUGUCAGUGUUCCUCCUCUCCAACCAGGUACCGGUAUGAAUCUGUCAGUGUUCCUCCUCUCCAAUCAGAUACCGGUGUGAAUCUGUCAGUCAGUGUUCCUCCUCUCCAAUCAGGUACCGGUGUGAAUCUGUCAGUGUUCCUCCUCUCCAAUCAGAUACCGGUGUGAAUCUGUCAGUCAGUGUUCCUCCUCUCCAAUCAGGUACCGGUGUGAAUCUGUCAGUGUUCCUCCUCUCCAAUCAGGUACCGGUGUGAAUCUGUCAGUGUUCCUCCUCUCCAAUCAGGUACCGGUAUGAAUCUGUCUGUCAGUGUUCCUCCUCUCAAAUCAGGUACCGGUAUGAAUCUGUCUGUCAGUGUUCCUCCUCUCCAAUCAGGUACCGGUGUGAAUCUGUCAGUGUUCCUCCUCUCUCUCUGACGUCGUUCUGUAAAUGGGUUUCUCCUCCACGUCGUUCUGUAAACGGGUUCCUCCCUGACGUCGUUCUGUAAAUGGGUUUCUCCUCCACGUCGUUCUGUAAAUGGGUUUCUCCUCCUCCACGUCGUUCUGUAAAUGGGUUUCUCCUCCACGUCGUUCUGUAAAUGGGUUUCUCUUCCUCCACGUCGUUCUGUAAAUGGGUUUCUCCUCCUCCACGUCGUUCUGUAAAUGGGUUUCUCCUCCUCCACGUCGUUCUGUAAAUGGGUUUCUCCUCCCUGACGUCGUUCUGUAAAUGGGUUUCUCUUCCCUGACGUCGUUCUGUAAAUGGGUUUCUCCUCCCUGACGUCGUUCUGUAAAUGGGUUUCUCCUCCUCCACGUCGUUCUGUAAAUGGGUUUCUCCUCCUCCACGUCGUUCUGUAAAUGGGUUUCUCCUCCCUGACGUCGUUCUGUAAAUGGGUUUCUCCUCCCUGACGUCGUUCUGUAAAUGGGUUUCUCCUCCCUGACGUCGUUCUGUAAAUGGGUUUCUCCUCCUCCACGUCGUUCUGUAAAUGGGUUUCUCCUCCCUGACGUCGUUCUGUAAAUGGGUUUCUCCUCCUCCACGUCGUUCUGUAAAUGGGUUCCUCCCUGACGUCGUUCUGUAAAUGGGUUUCUCCUCCUCCACGUCGUUCUGUAAAUGGGUUUCUCCUCCUCCACGUCGUUCUGUAAAUGGGUUUCUCCUCCUCCACGUCGUUCUGUAAAUGGGUUUCUCCUCCUCCACGUCGUUCUGUAAAUGGGUUUCUCCUCCUCCACGUCGUUCUGUAAAUGGGUUUCUCCUCCUCCACGUCGUUCUGUAAAUGGGUUUCUCCUCCCUGACGUCGUUCUGUAAAUGGGCUUCUCCUCCUCCACGUCGUUCUGUAAAUGGGUUUCUCCUCCUCCACGUCGUUCUGUAAAUGGGUUUCUCCUCCUCCACGUCGUUCUGUAAAUGGGUUUCUCCUCCUCCACGUCGUUCUGUAAAUGGGUUUCUCCUCCUCCACGUCGUUCUGUAAACGGGUUUCUCUUCCCUGACGUCGUUCUGUAAACG
Messenger RNA from Oncorhynchus mykiss (rainbow trout), 2776 nucleotides. The record is from RefSeq and is a predicted model, not a curated record. Lineage: Eukaryota; Metazoa; Chordata; Actinopteri; Salmoniformes; Salmonidae.